Messenger RNA from Cinclus cinclus, 3124 nucleotides. It is a transcript of the gene ZNF76, whose product is annotated as zinc finger protein 76. Gene Ontology annotation, biological process: central nervous system development; regulation of transcription by RNA polymerase II. The coding region runs from base 15 to 2357 and encodes 780 amino acids. Gene Ontology annotation, cellular component: nucleus. Gene Ontology annotation, molecular function: DNA-binding transcription factor activity, RNA polymerase II-specific; RNA polymerase II cis-regulatory region sequence-specific DNA binding. Lineage: Eukaryota; Metazoa; Chordata; Aves; Passeriformes; Cinclidae. The record is from RefSeq and is a predicted model, not a curated record. The transcript is spliced from 15 exons.
GAUGGGGGGCGGCGAUGGCGGCCGGGCCCGAGAGCCGCCUCAGCCCCCGGGUACCGCGCGGGGGGAGCCCGCCGCGUCCCCGCCACCCCCGGGCCCUGCCCUCCCCUCGCUGCUGCCCUCGCAGCCCGUGCCGGCGUUUCCCGGUCUCCUGGGGGGACAGCGGUGCGAGGGCCGCCUCAGCAGCCCCGGGGGAACGCACAGGAGCCUCAGGCGGAUGCGGGGAGUGCGGGGCGAGGCGGCGCCGAGCGGGCACCGCGCCCCGAGUGGCGGAGGGGAUGGACGGAGCGGUUUGCUUCGUUCCUGGAAAUCAAAAGAUCAAAUAUCUGGCUAUCGCAGAGCUCGCUCAUGAAGCUCGCAGCAAGGACAACGACCCUGUGUCCCACAGGCCCCUGGCUCUGGGCCCCAGUACUCCCAGGCAGGAUCCAUGUGUGGGGAGUUGGGGCAGGAUGGAGAGCCUGGGGCUGCCAGCAGUGACCCUUGGAGAUGGCACCACGGCCUACCUGCAGCAAGCUGGCAGAGGUGAAAAGCUGAUUGAAGGGCAAGUCAUUGAACUUGAAGAUGGGACCACAGCUUAUAUCCACCAGGUGACAGUUCAGAAAGAGGUUGUGGCUUUUGAAGAUGGGCAGCCAGUGGUGCUGGAGGAUGGCAGCAUGGCCUUCAUACAUAGCACAGCUAAAGAGAGUUACGAGCCUGGCACAUUCCAGGCUGUCCAGCUAGAGGAUGGCUCCACUGCCUACAUCCACCGUCCUGUCAUCUUGGCCCCUGGCAGCACCAUCCUGGAAGUGCAGACAGAAACUGGGCUGGAGGACUUGGCUGGGGAGGAGGAAGACAAUGGUUUUGAUGUGGACACCAUUAAUGCAUUGCAGCAGUACGUCAGGAAGGGGUCUGAUGAGGAAGAGGAGGGUGUGACAGACACCUGCUGUAUGAAGAGUAAGGACUCCAGCAACAUCCCUUCUCAGGAUUUGCAGGAGGAGGAGGCACAAAGGCAGAGGAAGGGGCAGCAGGUCGGCAGCAGAGCUUUCCGCUGUGGGUACAAAGGCUGUGGCCGCCUCUACACCACUGCCCACCACCUCAAGGUACAUGAACGUGCUCACACAGGUGACCGGCCAUACACAUGUGACUUCCCAAGCUGUGGGAAAGCAUUUGCUACAGGGUAUGGGCUGAAGAGCCACGUGAGAACACACACAGGUGAGAAACCAUACAAAUGUCCAGAAGACAUGUGCAGCAAAGCCUUCAAAACCUCUGGGGAUCUGCAGAAACACAUCCGCACACACACAGGUGAACGUCCCUUCAAGUGUCCCUUUGUGGGUUGUGGCCGCUCCUUUACCACGUCCAACAUCCGCAAGGUUCACAUCCGGACACACACGGGCGAGCGGCCCUACAUGUGUGCAGAGCCUGGCUGUGGCAGGGGCUUCACCAGUGCCACCAACUACAAGAACCACAUGAGAAUCCACACAGGGGAGAAGCCGUACCUGUGCACCGUGCCGGGCUGUGGGAAGCGCUUCACAGAGUACUCCAGCCUGUACAAGCACCACGUGGUACACACACACUGCAAGCCCUACACAUGCAGCAGCUGUGGCAAGACCUACCGCCAGACCUCCACGCUGGCCAUGCACAAGCGCAGCAGCCACGGCGAGCUGGAGGCCACCGAGGAGAGCGAGCAGGCCCUCUACGAGCGGCAGCAGCUGGAGGCUGCUGCAGCUGCUGACAGAGGCUCUCUACUGAAGAGUCAACAUAUUGCUUUCCUGUCAGAGAUGGAGGAAGAUGAAGAGGAAGAUGCUGUUCCUACACAAGUCUCGCUUAUCUCUCAGGAUGGGACAGAGCAGGUCAGUCUGUCUCAGGAAGAGCUGCAGGCCCUGGGCAGUGCCAUCGACGUGGUGACACAGAGCGGGGUCCUUGCUGUGCCCAAGGGAGAGCUGGCAGGUGGUGACACUGGGACCAUGACUGUGGCCAGCACUGAUGGCACUGAGGCACAGGAGUUGCUUCUGGGGCAGUGGUGUCAGAGGAGUCGGACGUUGCCCCGCUCUGUCAUCAGCAGGUGGCAUUGCUGGCCACCUCCCACGGCACCCACAUUGCUGUGCAGCUGGAAGAGCAGCAGAGCCUGGAGGAAGCCCUCAGCAUGGCCACAGCAGUCAUCCACUACGAGCCAGUGCCACCUGACACAGCCCUGCCUGACAAGGGGAGCUGAGGCCAGCGGAGCAGCCGGGCCAGGGGGAUGGCAACCCCAGCCUGCUGUGUGCAGGGGUGGUGGGUGCUGCAGGCAGGACACAGGGCAGGGACAGUGCCUGAGCCAGUGCCAGCACGUGCCCUGUGUCAGCUGGGACACUGGACAGGGCACUGUGGGGCUGCUGGGGUGACCCUGUCUGAAGGGCUCUUCCCUUCAGGGAGGGAGGGCAAAUAUACUGGACUGCUGCUUGCUCCUGGGCUCUGAGCAGCAGCCCUCUUUUGAAGGGCGUUUCCUGCCCUCUCCCUCUAGGAAUGGUCCAACAGGUCCCCUUUCUUGCCCACCCCUUCAGCUCAGGGGCAAGAGGGCAGCACAUGCACAGAAGCAGUAAAGGCCCAUCAGAGCAAGCCCAGGCUGUCCUGAGCUCGGUAUGGAGGGUGACCUGUUCCUGCUAUUGGAGCCAGCACUAGGAUGGUUCCAACAGCAGUUCUCCCAAUCUCUUUUGUUACACUUCCUUCUCAAGGAAGGCUUCCAUAGCAGAUUCCUUGACUGUGGAGCACAGCAGCCAGCAUUUGCCAGGAGCUGAGCUAGAUCUAGAUGUAAAUGUUGAGUUGAAAUAAAACCAAAAAUUUGGUUUUUAAAAGGACCCCUCUUCUCUUUGGUGGAAGCUGGGAGGGUAGACUGGAUGGUGAUGUUCAGCAGCUGUAAGAACUAAGGACAUUGAGGAGAUUUGUGGAAUUGGCCAAACAUGUCCUGCCCAGAGGAGGGCUGGGAGCAAGAUGAGCUGUACCCUCUGAGCCUUCUGUGUGUAGCUUGGAGGGGCUAAGAUGUGUCCCUGAAAUCUCACAUCAAGCCUCGGGUCUUCCAGGGAGCCCUGCAAGCCUAGAUUUAGGGAACUGUGUUUGUGAACACAUCCUACGUCCUCCCCCGAGCUGGAGAGAGAGACCUGGGCUGGUGUCC